Sorex fumeus (smoky shrew) is the source of this 1558-nucleotide messenger RNA. RefSeq names its product pleckstrin homology domain containing O2 (gene PLEKHO2). The record is from RefSeq and is a predicted model, not a curated record. Gene Ontology annotation, biological process: macrophage apoptotic process. NCBI's taxonomy places the organism in Eukaryota, Metazoa, Chordata, Mammalia, Eulipotyphla, Soricidae.
GGAGGCCGAGCCCGCCCCGCGCCGGGAGUGAACGCCGGAGCGGCCAGACGCCGACGGACUGCCAUGGAGGAGGAGGACCUAAAGGAGGGUGGUGAGAAGCCUCGGGGAACCCGGACAGCGGACAAGGCCGGCUGGAUCAAGAAGAGCAGUGGGGGCUUCCUGGGGCUCUGGAAAGACCGGUACUUGCUCCUCUGCCAGGCUCAGCUGCUGGUCUUCGAGAAUGAGGACGAGCAGAAGUGUGUGGAGACGGUGGAGCUGGGUAGCUAUGAGAAGUGCCAAGACCUCCGGGCCCUCCUGAAGCGGAAGCACCGCUUCAUCCUGCUGCGAUCGCCCGGGAACAAGGUCAGCGACAUCAAAUUCCAAGCGCCCAGCGGCGAGGAGAAGGAGUCAUGGAUCAGAGCCCUCAACGAGGGCAUCAGCCGAGGCAAAAACAAGGUUUUCGAUGAGGUAAAAGUGGACAAGACUUGUGCCCUGGAGCAUGUGACGCGCGACCGUGUCCGAGGGGGCCAGCGGCGCCGGCCACCGACGCGUGUCCACCUGAAGGAGGUAGCCAACGCAGCAUCUGAGGGCCUGACCCGCCUCGACCUGGAUGUUCCUGACAGCGCACCCCCCGCCGCUGUCCCCAGUGACCAGGGAGUGGCAGCCCCGGCUCGGGAGGUGCUGUUACCCCCCAUGCCCCCUUCCAAGCCGUCCCCAGCAACUGACUGGAGCCAUCCUGGAUCUAGAGCAGAGUCCCCGGCCCAGGAGAGGGGCCCCACCCCGGCCCCUGCUGCCUCGGGUGCCAAUGGUGAGAGCCAGGAGGACUCAGUGGCUCCAGCUCACAAGGACAGUGACCCCAAGCAGCCCCCCAACAGGGGGGACCCCGAGGGCGACAGACUGAAGGUGAGCUGGGAGGAGCCGGCCCCGGGGCCAGGUUGCGAGGCCCUGGAGCCCAAGCAAGGGGGGCAGCCCCCGACACCCCCACCCAAGAUCUUGUCGGAGAGACUGAGGGUCUCCGUGGAGGUGUCCGAGCCGGCUCCGAGCGCCCAGACUGCUGAGACCGCCGAGACCAUCGCAGGACCUGGCCAGGUGGCCGUGAACGGUGUGGCGGAAGGACAGGAGCCCCUGCAGCCGCCGGGGACCCCCAACCGCCCGGGGACGCCCACCGACAUGGCCCCCGCGGGCUCCAUGUCCCCUCCCCAGGCCGAGCCGCCGCACCCGCACCCGCACCCACGCUGCUCCUCGCUGGGGGACCUGCUGGCCGAGGGGUCCCGGGUGCCCCCCGAGCGGCUGUUCCGGGCGCAGCUGGACGUGAAGGUGGCAUCGGAGCAGACGGAGAAGCUGCUGCGCCGCGUGGCGGGGGGCGAGCCGGGCGCCGUGGACGCGGAGGCGCUGCUGAGCCAGGCCGUGGAGCAGCUGCGACAGGCCACGCAGGUCCUGCAGGAGCUCCGCGUGGCGGGGGAGCGCGGCCAGGACGGCCCCGGCGCCCCCGUGCUGGCCGAGAAGCGGAAGGAGCUCGUGACCCUGUACCGACGCAGCGUGCCCUAGCCCGGGGGAGCCGCAUCAGGACCGCCCGCCG